AUGGUCAAAUAUAUACAAUCAUCAGAUGUUAAAAUCCCGGGAAUAGACGAUAAUUCCCAGUUAUCGGAAUGGAUAGAUUCCAAAAAUAUUAAGUUACAUCAGGGUCUUAAAAUUGGCCAGAGUUCAUUAGGAGGAAUUGGAUUAUUCUUAGACAAACAAGAAGAAGAACAUCCGGAAGAAGAUUAUUUCGAGAUUUUAAGAAUUCCAAGAAGUGCAGUGUUUGAUAUAGUAUCAUUAUUAAAUUUUCUUGAUGAAUUAAAACUAAGAGAUCGGGCAUAUAUUGGUGAAAAACCAGUUAGAGAAUCAGAAUUAAUUGUUAAUUUCUUAAGUAUUGUCGAACCAAAUACUGAGACUCGGAUCUUAACUACCUAUUUCAAUGCAUUUAAAACCUUACAAAAUAUUCAUAAACAAUUUCCUAAAUCUCAAUAUUUUAAAGAAUCACCAUUACAUAAAUUUGAUCCAUAUUUAUCGAUAUUAACCAAUACUUCUACCUUAGAAUAUCCCGAACAUACUGAGCAUGAAGAUAAAUUUAUCAUGAAAUGUAUUAAAGCCGACCAUGCGGUACAUGAUGAAUAUGAAUCAUUGAUUGAACAAUUGAAGAUCUUAUAUAUGACAAGAACCGAACUUGAUUUUGAAAAAUUAUUACCAUUUAAAGAAUGUUUUCAAAUUCAUCAAGCGAUUAGAUCAAGAACAUUGGAGAUUCCUCGUGAUGUCGAAACUGAAUCGGCUGAAUGUGCCAAGACUGAAUCUAAUAUCUCGGAGAAUAUCCAACGAAGAGAUUCUUUGGAUGUUACAAUGGCGUUAGAUAUGAAGACUAAGACGUUAGUGAUUGGAAAUAAUCAUGAUUAUGUUAUUGAUGUGACAUUGGCCCCAAUUUUAGAUUUUGUUAAUCAUUGUCAUUUUAAUAAUGCAUAUUUUGAUGUUGAUAGGGAUACAAAUGAUAUUUUAUUAAAAUUUAAGAAAGAAAUAUAUGAUUCGAUGAAAAUGGGAGAAGAAAUAGAAGUAUCGAUUUGUUAUUCACCAGAAGAUGAUAUUCAAGGGUUUUUAUUCACUUAUGGAUUCCAACCUCGAAUGUUACCAAAUAAAGAUUAUUAUCAAUUAUGUGAAUUGCAAUUAGAUAUGUUGGAUCAUUAUAUUGAAGAUGGAUUAUUAAUAUGUAAAUGGUUAAGAAUCUUACCUCAAAUUCAAUUAAUAGUUAAUCAAGAAGAAAUCUAUUUCAAUUUUUAUAAUAAUAAUUUACCAUUGUUAUUUAUUGAAGAUAUUACCUAUAAUGAUCAAUGGCCAGAUAUUAUGAUGGAACAUUUUCAAAAAUUCAAUAAUAUCCCCGCUGAUUAUGAUACUCAUCUUGAUCAACAAGAAUUAAUUAACCUAUUCGGAUAUCAAGAAAUGAAUUAUGAUUAUAUCAACGGAAUCGAUCCAAUUGGGGUCUUAUAUAAAGGAGAACCAGUCAUACAAGACCAAUCCCAAUUAUUAACCUUAACAGGAUAUGAUCAAGAAGAUAGCUUUAAUACAUUAGUAAUGAGAGCCAUUGAUUUCUUAAUCAAAUAUCUUAAAGAUAAACAAAUAUUAAUCAAAUGCAGCCGAGUUGGGAUUGUUAAUUCUUUUGAUACGAUGAUACUGGAAUAUCAAUCAUAUCAAGAUAAAUGUAUUGAUAAAAUCUUGAAGAAAUAUGAACAAGAUCCAAAGAGUUUGAUCUUACCGGAAGAAAUAGCCAAGAGUGAUUGGGAAACUCAGUAUAGAUCACCUGCAAAUGAAUUGUCAUUGCAAUAG
Molecule: messenger RNA, 1770 nt
Organism: Hemisphaericaspora subhashii
Lineage: Eukaryota; Fungi; Ascomycota; Pichiomycetes; Serinales; Debaryomycetaceae
Gene: CTM1
Product: cytochrome c lysine N-methyltransferase
Exons: 1
Coding region: 1-1770 (589 amino acids)
Source: RefSeq, a predicted model, not a curated record